Messenger RNA from Hemisphaericaspora subhashii, 399 nucleotides. RefSeq lists its product as uncharacterized. NCBI's taxonomy places the organism in Eukaryota, Fungi, Ascomycota, Pichiomycetes, Serinales, Debaryomycetaceae. The coding region runs from base 1 to 399 and encodes 132 amino acids. The transcript has 2 exons. The record is from RefSeq and is a predicted model, not a curated record.
AUGAUUGGUAUGAUUUUCUGUUUUGUAUUUGAAGAUUGGUUGGAAGGAUGUGGACUUAGUUUGACUACUUGGCUUAUGUUUAUGUUAUCAAUUCUUAUUAAUGGUAGUUUUAUUGUGUUUAUCAAAUGGGGUAAGACUUUCCGUAGAAUGACUAUGGCAGCGACCGAUUCAUUAACUUCGAGUGUACAAAAUAAUGCUGCUUUGUCUGUUAGAGAUGAUAAUCUUGAUGAAAUCAGUGACCGUGAUACUCUUAGUAAUACUGCUGAAGAAACCCUUCCAAACACUGUUGGUACCGAAAACUUUGAUAGUGAAAGAAGUGGAGAUAUGGGAAGUGGAAAAGAAUCAUCUGGAAUUGAAUCAUUUGAAAUGGUAAACUCUGAAGAUAAUACAAUUAUGUAA